Lytechinus pictus (painted urchin) is the source of this 3752-nucleotide messenger RNA. Its product is annotated as biogenesis of lysosome-related organelles complex 1 subunit 2-like. The record is from RefSeq and is a predicted model, not a curated record. Lineage: Eukaryota; Metazoa; Echinodermata; Echinoidea; Temnopleuroida; Toxopneustidae. Gene Ontology annotation, cellular component: BORC complex; BLOC-1 complex; gamma-tubulin complex. Gene Ontology annotation, biological process: endosomal transport; lysosome localization. Bases 65 to 598 code for a protein of 177 amino acids. Gene Ontology annotation, molecular function: gamma-tubulin binding. The transcript is spliced from 5 exons.
ACACAGCUAUUGACAGUACAUACAAGUUUACUACAUAAAUAAAACACUGACUGACUGGGCUAAAAUGUCGGACGAUCAAAGGUCUUCUGAGCCUGAAGGUGGGGCUGUAAGAGGAACGGGAGAAAGUAGCUCUUCGUCUGAAGCUGUACCUAAGACUGACAAUGAAUCCAUCAAUAGAUCUACACUAGAAUUAGAAGCAGAGGAUAAAAAACGAAGAGAGAGUACAGAUGCUGCUGUGGAGACGGCUCAAGAGGCAACAGUAGAAGCGAAUGCAGAUAUUGCAGAGCUGACACGAGAUAUGUUUCAGAAGAUGAUUGCAUAUCUUCAGGGUGAUCUAUCAGCAACUGCUGAGGAUUACAAACUUCUAGAGCAGAUGAAUCUGGUUACUGCUAAGAAAUACGGGGACAUGAAGAACAUUGCCUUACAGAUAGGUGACUCAAUGACUGGGCUACAGAGCAAAUAUCAGAGUCUUCAACCAUAUCUUGACCAGAUAGAUCAAGUGGAAGAAAGUGUUACCAGUCUAGAACAAGCUGCUCUCAGAUUGGAUGCAUAUUCAAAGAGACUAGAAGCCAAGUUUAAGCAGCUUGAGAAGAGAUGAAAAUCUGCUUCAAAGAGAUAUAUGGACACUUUUAUAAAGUGAUCAAUGUUUUAAGUCAUUGAUUAUCAGAACCAGAUUGUCCCAGCUAAAAGUCUAUGGGAUCAACAGAAUCCACCAAUCAACGUGUUAUGUGCUCUCUACAAUAAACAUUGAAUCUAUUUAGAGCUGAACCAUAGGCAAGAGAUGGAACAUUUGACUUCUGUAUCCAGUUGGAAUGGAUCCGAAAUGAAUCAAAGACAAUGACAAGGAGAUAGCCUUGACACAUGGAAGCUGAUCUUUCUGGGAGAGUGAAAUGGAUCAUGAUGAAGACAUCGAAUUUGAUCUUCAGAAACAACCGUCUGUCAACAUACUGUAAUCUUUUUAAUCAUUUUAGCCCGGGGGGGGGGGGGGCCACUUCCAUUGACGAGUGGAUACCAUGCGCGACCACGGGGUCUUGAAAAGCACCCUAAACACGUAUUUUCCAUAUUCUGAAAAUGCACCCCUUAACAAGUAUUGGCAUGUGAAACCCUACCCUUAACAAGUAUUGGAAACAAAACGAUACUCUUAGCAAGUAUUCCCUGAAAUGAACCCUUUAACAAGUACAGAGAUAUUUUAUUGUUAUGUCACGCGUCCGUCGGUCGUCGGUUUUACCUUUAAAUAGACACCAUUAUUUUUGUUUAGUACGGCCCCACCUUCCACACCUCGCGCAAAUCGGACUCUAAACACAUAGUGUUGGGGCAAAAAGGACAUCCUUUAUAAAACAUUUUGAUUUUGUUUUAUCAUCCCCGCAUAUUUGACCCUAAAAACGUAUAUUUUUCCGAGCGAAAUAGAUAUCCUUUUUUCAAUAUUUUGGUGUUUUUGACACCCUUAUCACGUUACGUACGUAACGUGCCCUAUCUUGAAAAAGACAUCCUUUUUACGUGUUUUUUUGGUCGCGCAUGGUAUCCACUCGUCAAUGUAAGUGGCCCCCCCCCCCCGGGCAUUUUAGACAUAUUUGUAGUAUGAAUAAUGUAAACAGUGUAAAGACAAAUGUUCUAGUGAGCAUGAAUGUAAUAAGCAUAGAUGUCUAGGCCCUGUCUUACAUGCAAUAACUAUUGAUCCGGUCAAGCUCAAGUAUAUCGAAAUCCAUGAACAUCAUAAUUUUUUUAUUUAGGAAAUUUGCACAUUGUCCUUUAAUAACAGAGAGAAGCACACUGAAUUGUCAAGAUAACAGUGAAUGUAUGAAUAUACAUUAUAUCUAGAAAUUAUUUUGAACAAAUAUGUAUUUUAGAUGUUGACGUUGCUGGCUUUCCAUAGUUGUGGUCGAUUGGAUCAAUCUGUAACUCUUUAUAAGACAGGGUUCUGGUUUGGACAGCGAAUAGGACAGCCUGAUUGAUCUGAAAAAUUAAGAAAAAUAUGUAGAACCAGUAGGAUUUUAACCUGUCAUUUACUGCUUACUGGAUGGGGACUCUACCACCAGGCCAUGACCGUUUCAUGGCACAGUCUUGGUUCAAGUAAUAAAAUGUUUUUUCAUGCAAUAAUUUUCAAAGAAUGCAUUUCACCUGGUGGACAUAUCCCUUGAGUCAGGGGCAGAUCUAGAAUUUUCCAAAUGGGGGGGGGGGCAUAUUUUCCCGAGGAAAAAUUUGACAAGCAAAAAAAAAAGUCUUCACUUUCAAAUGGGGGGGGGGGGCACUCUUCUGUUUUAACAGCAUUCUUACUUUACAAAUAUUAAUUCUGCCUCUCAAAAGGGGGGGGGGGGCGUGCCCUGAAUCCGCCAGUGUCUUGAGUAGUUGUUUUGCAGGAUGGCCUUACCAAAAAGAAGACUGUCCUUUGAAGUCAGAGCCUAAGGUGGUAUGGUAAGAAAAUACUUGCAAUCAAUCGCAAAUAUUCUGUUGCAAUUUUACAAUUGAUAGCUCAUUUUCAACUGUAGCAAAUCAGAUUACACUCUUUGUUACAGGAAGCAGAUAACAAUCAGUCGCAGAGUUGCUUUAAUUGCAAGACAUGAAUGAUUUAGGGACCGAAAAAUUGACUUGCAAUUGAUCGUAAGUUUCUUGCAACACCCCAUGAGUUAUUGUGGAAGUAGUUCUUCAGGGAAGGUGCCCUGGAACUGUUAUAGAUUUGGGUGAUUAUAACUGCAUAGAACCUAAUAAUGCUUGAAAUAAAUAUUUAUUACUUUUUCUAUUAAAAAAAGUCAAUACUGCUUGAUAGACAAAUGAAUGCCUGGUCAUGUGUAUGCUCUCGACAAAAGGUCUGCUUUUUCCCUCAUAUAAUUCCUCCUGUGUGUGUUCUAUGUAAUAUUGUCAUGAAACAGGCUUCUUCCAAGUGAAGAAUUAAUAAUGAAGAUUAAUAACUGAUUGAAUAAAUCAAUCAAAGAAAAGAUCUAUGCUAAUAUGAAAACAUACUUUAUAAUUGUGGUACAUUGAUGCUAUAGAUCUGUAAGAAUUACUUUGACUACCAGCAAUUUCUAUGAAUGUUAUGUAAGAGACAACAGUGUCAUUACUGCUUUCUUAUCUCUUACCAGAAUAUACUGUCUCAAAUAACAUGAUAGUGCUUAUUGUAGUGUUAGAUCAUACAAUUAAUCUUAUCGGCAUUGCAAGAAACUUGCAAUCAACUGGAAUUUUAUAUCCCAAUACUAUCAUAACUGGCAAUGAAUUGCAUGUUCAUACUUGCCUACUUGUCUGCUUCUUGAAGCAAGAAGUAAAAAUAAAUUCUGCUAUGUACUUGCAAUUGAUAUUUCAAUUGUAAUUUAGCAACAGAAAUUUGCAUUUGAUUGCAAAUAUUUUCUUGCAACACAGCCUUAGAUUGCUCACGACACCAACCAAGAGAGUUAAUGGAUUUGUUUUGUUUAGUCCAUCAUGGAACCAGCAGACAGGAUAAGAUGCUUUCCAGCUUAGCAGGAGUAUACACAACUCACUUAUGAUAAUGUAAUGUGCUUAAAUGUGUGGAAUUUUGUGUACAGGGAAUCGUUUGUUAUAAUUGGUGAAAUAUUUACAAGGUCAGAAAAAUAAGAGAAUCUUAUUAGAAAAAGGAAUGUAAAAUAAUAUGUAUGUAUGUUCAAUAUAUGUAAGCACAUGUACAUAAAGUAGUACAAAUAUUUCAAAGAAUUUAUGGAUGUUUUUGCAAACUCAGAAGCAUUCCUUAUAAGUGUUAAGUAUUGUAUACUAAUACAAUGAAAUAAAGAUGUACAUCAUGGGUA